AUGACUAUUUUGAAACCCCAUUUGAUCAAUUCUCCUUUUCACCCUCUAGCAUACGUUAUCUUAGAGCAGUACUGUCCCGCGGGCUACGACAGGAUUUUUUCCGUUCUACUUUUCGUAAGUGGCGUUUUAUCCUUUCUUGCAUGCUCCCUAAGCGACCCCGGUAGAAUAUCCCAUACCUCCUUGGAUAAACACCUAAAAUUUUACCCCUACGACGAAGUCAUUUUUCACCAAAACAAUAUAUGCAGCACUUGUCAGAUGUUGAAACCUGCGCGAAGUAAACAUUGUAAAUAUUGCUUGUCAUGUAUAUCUCGCUACGAUCACCACUGCUUUCUGUUAAAUAAUUGUAUCGGUGGAUAUAACAGCAUUUAUUAUCUUGCUUUCAUUUGCACAAAUGCCACAGUUGCCUUUCAUUCUUUCUACAUAACUUUUCGCUGCCUUUAUAACAUCAUCAAAUAUGAAAACCUUCUGAAAGGGUUCAUAAAAAACGUGCAGGAUGUGUUGUUUUACAAAAAAAACGUGGAAGACUUUUUUAAAAAAAAUUCAUAA
Molecule: messenger RNA, 546 nt
Organism: Plasmodium cynomolgi strain B
Lineage: Eukaryota; Apicomplexa; Aconoidasida; Haemosporida; Plasmodiidae
Product: DHHC zinc finger domain containing protein
Exons: 6
Coding region: 1-546 (181 amino acids)
Biological process (GO): peptidyl-L-cysteine S-palmitoylation; protein targeting to membrane
Cellular component (GO): Golgi apparatus; endoplasmic reticulum
Molecular function (GO): protein-cysteine S-palmitoyltransferase activity
Source: RefSeq, a predicted model, not a curated record